Molecule: messenger RNA, 1281 nt
Organism: Cyprinodon variegatus (sheepshead minnow)
Lineage: Eukaryota; Metazoa; Chordata; Actinopteri; Cyprinodontiformes; Cyprinodontidae
Gene: rab3da
Product: ras-related protein Rab-3D-like
Exons: 5
Coding region: 126-791 (221 amino acids)
Biological process (GO): protein secretion; protein localization to plasma membrane; regulation of exocytosis
Cellular component (GO): synaptic vesicle; plasma membrane; endosome
Molecular function (GO): GTP binding; GTPase activity
Source: RefSeq, a predicted model, not a curated record
CACAUGCACCAGGGUGGAGAUCCGGGAGCCGAACACCUGAUCUGCAGAAGUCCAUAAAACUGUGCAACUUUUGGCUCUCUGCUGGGGGGGCGGGGGGGCUGUGACGAUCAGAGGUGACAUCCAAGAUGGCGCUAGCCCGGGAACCAGGGGUGGGUCAGGAGCAGAGGGACGCAGCUGACCAGAACUUUGACUACAUGUUCAAGGUGCUGAUCAUCGGUAACAGCAGCGUGGGGAAGACCUCCUUCCUGUUUCGCUAUGCGGACGACUCCUUCACCUCAGCGUUUGUGAGCACAGUGGGCAUCGACUUUAAAGUGAAGACCAUCUACAGGAAUGACAAGAGGGUCAAGCUCCAGAUCUGGGACACUGCAGGGCAGGAGCGGUACAGGACCAUCACCACAGCCUACUACAGAGGAGCCAUGGGAUUCCUGCUCAUGUAUGACAUUACCAGCCAGGAGUCUUUCUGUGCCGUUCAAGACUGGGCAACCCAGAUCAAGACGUACUCCUGGGACAGCGCUCAGGUUGUGCUGGUGGGCAACAAGCUGGAUUUAGAAGACGAUAGGCAAGUCCCAAAAGAAGAUGCCCAAAGAGUAGCUACAGAGCUGGGUUUUCAGUUCUUCGAGGCCAGUGCCAAAGACAACAUCAACGUGAAGCAGGUCUUUGACAAACUGGUGGACCUUAUCUGUGAGAAGAUGAACGAGAGCGUCAAUGGAGAUGCCAGUCAGUCAGUCAGUCAGAAGGGCGAUGCUUUGAAGAAUAAACCUGUCACGAGUCAGGGAGGCUGUGCUUGCUGAUGGCUUAGAGAAGUUUAUAGUAGUUUUCUCUACAAGUUUCCUUUCAGACACAGAAAGAAAUGAACCUCACUGGAUUUUUCUCCUCUUCACCAAGGAGGUUCAUAAGAUGCUUCAUAAUUUCCUCAGACUGCUAAUAAAGCCAAAGAGCUUCCCAUAUCUGUGAUUAGGACAUCCCUGCCUUCCUAUAGGUAAAAAGAAACUCUUCCAGUUAAAGAUGUCAACCGGAUCAGCAGGGCCUAGGAACCUGCAUUAGAUUUACUUGUGUUACGCUGCCACCCUGUGGCCAUUUUGCAGCAAACAUCACUCAAAAAGGCCUAGAUUUAAACAUUCCUGAAUGCUGAGAUCUUUUGAGAAUAUUAAAACAAGUGCAUUUGUCUUAUAAAAAGCUUGUAUCUUGUUCCUUUGAAUAUAUAUAUAUCUAUAUUGCCCUAUAUUUUACUUAUUUUUCUGUCAUGUGAAAUAAAUUAUUGUCACUGUACUGUUUAUCUGG